AUGUCAGACACGAAUCCUCCUCCUGAAUCCUCAAGCUUCAAUGCUCUAAACAUCGAUGUCACUGAAUCAAUCCUCUCCCUCCUCCCAAUCCCUUCCCUCGUCCGUUUCUCUUCCGUCUCCAAGCUAUGGCGCUCAAUCAUCAUCUCUCUUCCUCCUUCUCCUUCUUCCACCUCUUCCCCAUGGCUCUUCCUCUUCGGCAUCCACAACACUUCCUCCUUCCACAACCAGUCAUUCGCUUUCGAUCCUCUCUCCGACUCCUGGCUCCGCCUCCCCGCCGCUUCCUUCCCUUCCGUCCACCUCGUCGGAUCCGAUCGAUUCCUCUUCACCACCGCUCCUAGAUUCUCCUUCUCGCCGAUCCUCAAACCUCGCUGGCGAUUCACUUCCCCUGUUCGAUUUCCCAGGAUUAGUCCUCUUUUAGGCGUUUUCGCGACUCGCUCCGGCUCUUCCAAGCUCAUCCUCGUCGGCGGAGACGAAUUCAUCGGAAGAUUAGUCGACAUCGAGGAUCGAUUAGCCGUUCAGGUCUACGAUCCGGUUCUCGAUUUCUGGGAGCUUUGUCCGCCGCUCCCCGCCGAUUUCCGAUCAGGUGAUCAAGCCUUAAGCUCCGCUUUGUUCAAUAGAAAGUUCUACGUCUUCGGAAUCAACUCCUACUUCAUCUCCUCGUUUUGCUUGGAUACUUACACAUGGAGCGAUGUGCAAACGCUGAGACCGCCUGGGCUCUCGUUCGCGUUCCUCAAUUCGUGCGACGGCAUGCUUGUUCUCGGCGGGAUGUGUAAUUCGACUAGCGGAUUCUCGUUUAACCUGUGGAGAAUCGAGGAAGGUUCGAUGGAGUUCAGCGAGAUCGCGAUCAUGCCUGGAGAUUUGCUUUGUGGAUUGGUUGAUGAUAAUGAGGAUGAGGAAGAUAAGUUUAGGAGUUUGAAAUGCGUUGGCUCUGGGAAUGUUAUCUAUGUGUUCAAUGAAGAUUGCCAUAAGAAGUAUCCAGCUUGUAUCUGUGAGAUUGAUGAUGGAGGAGAGAAAGGCAAAUGUAGAUGGAGAAGAGUGCCUCAUUUGCCUUCUCCGGUGAACAAGUUUCAUAAACUCGUUAGCUUUUGUUCGACGGUAUCGGUUAACGACGUUUUCCACUCCGAUGAGACUCAGAUUGGUUCCAUCCACAAUUGA
Molecule: messenger RNA, 1155 nt
Organism: Microthlaspi erraticum
Lineage: Eukaryota; Viridiplantae; Streptophyta; Magnoliopsida; Brassicales; Brassicaceae
Source: the annotation of a GenBank genome assembly